CGGCAUUGCUUCGACUGUACUCACUCUCUCUCUCACUCUGCACUGUAGCUCUCCCACCAAAACCUAACGCAAAUCUAACCAUUAAUUUAUCAUUAUUAGUAUUCCGUUUGCUUCCUUUGUAAUUAUUCUACAAUCUUUACUUAUUUCACCGAUUCUCUGUAAAUCCAAUCGACGGAUGUUGUUGAAAUGCAGCAAUUGCAGCCGAAAAAUCCAGCCAUGACUUUCGACGAGGUCUCCACGGAGAGAAGCAUGAGCUUCGUCAAGGCUCUGCAGGAAUUAAAGACCUUACGGCCACAACUUUAUUCUGCUGCUGAAUAUUGUGAAAAAUCUUAUCUUCAUAGUGAGCAAAAACAAAUGGUCCUUGACAACCUGAAGGAUUAUGCAGUACGAGCCCUAGUAAAUGCUGUUGAUCACCUUGGCACGGUUGCUUACAAAUUGAAUGAUAUCUUUGAGCAACAAGUAUCAGAUGUUUCAACUUUGGACCAAAAGCUUUCAUGUCUGAAUCAGAAAAUUCUUACUUGCCAAAUUUACACGGAUAAAGAAGGUCUCAAGCAGCAGCAGUUGUUGACAUUCAUCCGAAGGCAUCACAAACAUUAUAUUUUACCAAAAUCAAUCAACAAGAAAGUGCAGUUUAGUCCACAGAUACAGACAGAUGCCAGGCAAAAGCAUAUUCUAGGAGCAAGGCCUCGUAUUAAUCCUUCAGGCACCCCUGCAUCAAAAACUCUUUCCUGGCAUUUAGCCUCAGAAACAGAUUCUACCUUGAAUGGGACUCAAAAUGCAUUGAUGGGCAUUAAAGACCCAAAAGCUACUGGGACAACUCUGGGAGUCUUCCAACUGUUGGAUUCUGAUGAAGCUGUCUCAUUAAAAUCCUCAGCCCCUCAUCUUCAGACAGCUAGUGGAUCUCCUGCUUCUAGUGCAGUUCUGCAAACAUUUGGUGUCACACGAAGGGAUUCUUUGGAAGUAUCCAAACAGUUGACAGCAUUCAGGUCUUUUGACAACCUGGGACGGCGUGACAUUGUACGUCCCCCCAUUCGCAGCAAAAGCAUGCUAUCAGCGUUCUUCACCAAACACAAAUCAACAAAGCUGUAGCGUUGUAUGUUGGCCAUUCUACCCUGUGUAAUUUCACAUAUGUUGGGCAUUUCUUUCGACUAAUUAAUUGGUGGUAUCUAUAUGUUUGUGAUUGGUGGAGCAUUUCACCGGUGGGCCAUUGUCUGAAUAUCAUUAAAUUCAGGUGGUCCUCUACUCUAGUUAUGGUGAACUCGCUGGCAUAAGUAAACAAUGUACAAGGAAGUUUACUCCUGCGGUUCAGGAUUGUCUAAAAUAAGUAGCUCCGCCCAGAUGAUCAUGAUCUUGACUGAAUUAACCUAACAGAUGGGCUUUUCCUCUUUUUUGGAAUCUCUCUCUCUCUCUCUCUCUCAAAAUUGUGGUAACAUUUGGUUCUGUAAUUUUUGGGUUCAUGUAUAGCAGGUGUUGUGGAUGGAUUCCAAGUGAUGACUAAAUUACUGGAUCAAAAGCUACAGUUUUACAUUUACAU
Telopea speciosissima is the source of this 1534-nucleotide messenger RNA. RefSeq names its product protein ABIL1-like. The transcript is spliced from 9 exons. Bases 187 to 1089 code for a protein of 300 amino acids. NCBI's taxonomy places the organism in Eukaryota, Viridiplantae, Streptophyta, Magnoliopsida, Proteales, Proteaceae. The record is from RefSeq and is a predicted model, not a curated record.